GCACGCCGGGAAGCCAGCAGGCGGCGAAGAUGGCGGAGAGCAGCGGUCGCGCCGGCAAGAGCAGCGGGAGUGGCGCGGGGAAGGGGGCGGUGUCGGCAGAGCAGGUCAUUGCUGGCUUCAACCGCCUUCGGCAGGAACAGCGGGGCCUGGCAUCCAAAGCAGCUGAGCUGGAGAUGGAGUUGAAUGAGCACAGCCUAGUGAUCGAUACGCUGAAGGAGGUGGAUGAAACCCGCAAGUGCUAUCGCAUGGUUGGAGGAGUGCUGGUGGAGCGGACUGUCAAAGAGGUGCUGCCUGCUUUGGAGAACAACAAGGAGCAGAUACAGAAGAUCAUUGAGACACUGACACAGCAGCUUCAGGCAAAGGGAAAAGAACUAAAUGAAUUCCGGGAAAAGCACAACAUUCGUCUCAUGGGGGAAGACGAGAAGCCAGCAGCCAAGGAAAACUCAGAAGGGGCUGGGGCUAAGGCCAGCUCAGCUGGAGUGUUGGUCUCCUAGGGACCAAGGCCUUUGCAUUUUUUUUUUACCCUGACUCCCAUUUCUUCUAAUUUCUCUUUAUUGUUAUUAUUAUUAUUUUCUCUGCUAUUGUAAUAUUUUUUUGUUAAUUAAAUGUUUUGGUCAGAAUGCUUA
Molecule: messenger RNA, 626 nt
Organism: Diceros bicornis minor
Lineage: Eukaryota; Metazoa; Chordata; Mammalia; Perissodactyla; Rhinocerotidae
Gene: PFDN2
Product: prefoldin subunit 2
Exons: 4
Coding region: 30-494 (154 amino acids)
Biological process (GO): protein folding
Cellular component (GO): cytoplasm; prefoldin complex
Molecular function (GO): protein folding chaperone
Source: RefSeq, a predicted model, not a curated record